AUCAUAAGUAGGAAUGUAAGAAGAUCAGGUAUACCAUCAAUAUUAUUACUCAUAUCACACCCGACGUCAAGUAGCAUUUCCAGGCAAUGCAUGAUGGAUGGGAAAUUCUGAACUAAAACCUGUUGAGAAUGAAAUUAUAUAAAUAUAUUGAAACUGCUGAGAGAUAUUUCAGUCACAUCGCUGACUUGGCAGCAUUCUGAAAAUUUUCAGCUAAAAUUUACGAAUUUUGAUUAAACUGAGACAGCAUUAUAAAACGCCAUGAAAUAUUUAUCGCUGGGGGCCCUGCUGAUUAUCGCCCUGGUCGCUUUCGACCGUGUGGAAGGGCACAGAUGGUUCGGAGUGGGACGCCCUACUUAUCAUCAUGGUGGUCACCAUGGUGGUCAUCACAGUGGUCACCACGGUGGUCAUCACGGUGGUCAUCACGGUGGUCACCACGGUGGUCAUCAUGGUGGCCAUCAUGGCGGUCAUCAUCCUCCCAAAACAGGUACAAAUCGGGUUCCCCUGGACAAACCCAAUGUCAUCCUCAUGGUUGCCGACGACAUGGGUAUUGGAGAUCUGACGUCGUAUGGUCACCCUACCCAGGAGCCAGGCUUCAUUGACCACAUGGCAACCAAUGGCUUGAGGUUCACCAACGGAUACGUGGGAGAUUCUGUCUGUACUCCAAGCAGAUCGGCUAUUAUGACAGGUCGUCUCCCAAUUCGAAUCGGCACGUACGGCAACACUCGUGUCUUUCUGCCAUGGACGACCACCGGUCUACCAAAGAGUGAGGUUACCAUCGCGGAGGCAAUGCAAGCUGCUGGAUACGCCACUGGGAUGGUCGGGAAAUGGCAUCUUGGAAUCAAUGAGCACACUUCAUCCGAUGGGGCCCAUCUUCCCUACAAUCAUGGUUUUGAAUUCGUGGGCCAUAAUCUCCCCUUCACCAAUAGCUGGAAGUGUGACGAUACCGGGCUCCACAUGGACUUUCCGAACACGCAAGCUUGCUACUUGUACUACAAUGCUACCCUCAAGGCUCAACCGUACCAACAUCGCGGUCUGACGCAACUCUUUACGAAUGACGCUGUUCAUUUCAUCAAUCGAAAGAAACGGGAACCGUUCUUUCUCUAUGUUGCCUUUGCUCACAUGCAUACCAGCCUCUUCUCCCAUCCGGACUUCGCCUGCACUUCCCGCCGCGGUCGCUAUGGUGACAAUCUCUUGGAGAUGCAUCAAGCUGUUAAGAACAUCACCGAUGCUCUAGAAGACAACAAAAUCUUGGACAAUACUGUGAUUUUCUUCAUCUCUGACCAUGGUCCACACCGAGAGUACUGUGAGGAGGGCGGGGAUGCCAACGUGUUUAGAGGUGGUAAAUCGCUCUCGUGGGAGGGUGGUCAUCGGAUCCCCUACAUCGUCUAUUGGCCGGGGACAGUCAAACCCGGUAUCUCGAACGAACUGGUCACAUCCAUGGACAUCAUCAAAACCGCUGCUGAUCUCGGUGGGGCGCCCUCUGGCACAUUUCCAGAAGGUCGGGUGGUAGAUGGUAAGAGUAUCAAGGGUCUGAUCCUCGAUCCAGCGACUCAUAAGUCGCCCCAUACUGAAGGAUUCUUCUAUUACUGUAAGAACAACCUAAUGGCUGCUCGACUUGGACAAUACAAGGCACAUUACAGAACCCAACGUGUACUCGAUCAGCCCACAUACGGUGAGCGCUGCGAUGGCGGUUUCCCGCUCGAAGACUACUUCGACUGCAACGAGUGCGAAGGUGAAUGCGUGACAUUCCACGACCCACCCCUCCUUUUCGAUCUCUUCCAAGACCCCGGCGAGGCCUACCCGCUUAACGUGGAUCAGUUCGCCGAUGAAUUGGCCCAGAUCCAGGAAGCCGUCAGGGUACACAACGCUUCGUUGGUAGCGGGAGCACCGCUUCUGGACUCCUUCGACAUGUCGAUCGUACCUUGUUGCAAUCAGGACACAGACUGCGUCUGUAACUACACUCAAGAUCCUCAGAUACCAGAGUGCUACCAGUAUCUUAUUGAAGUAUCCGAUAGAAACAAGAACCCGACAACGCCCGCUGUGGCCGUCCCGCCCGUAAUUCCAGUUUAAGAAAAAGUUGAUUCGAAAAAAUGAGAAAAAUCCAACAAGAAUAACACUAAAUCUUUCAUCAAAAUCGGAUGUAAAAUAAGAAAGUUAAUUCAUUUUUUUUUUAGUUUCGCUUAAUUUCAUAAAACAGUUUUAUUCACACCCUGGUAGGUAUGUAAAUGAGGGAACCGAUGACAUCACUCACUAUUUCUUUUGUAUUUUAUUUGAUAUGUCAUAUAUUAAAAUUUUCUCCCCGUUGUCCUGUGAAACAAAGUUUUAUUCCUCCCUGAACAUGAGGUAUUACCAUUGUUUUAAUAUUUUAUGGUUCAAUCAAGUUGGUCCUUAAUGUAUUAUGUAAAAACUAAAAUAUUGUUUAAUUCAAACAAAUAAAAUACAAAAGAAAUAGUGAGUGGAGGGGAUUCAUCGACUCUCUCAUUUGCAUGUCACUGAAUUGUGCAUAAAAACUGUUUUGUGAAAAAUAAGCGAAACUGUAAAUUGUCGUAACUUUCUUAUUCUACAUCCGAUUUUAAUGAAAUUUUCACCGUCAUGCUUGUUUGAUUUUUCUCUAUUGAUUAAAAUCAACAUUUUUCUGGGGGUAGACUUGACCUUUAAACAAUAAAGGGGUAUUUAUCACAAAUUCAAAGUUUUUUUUUAGAGGGAAUAGAAAAAUCAGACAAUUAAGUAGAUAAGUGAAAGUUUGAAGAAUGUCAGACAAACAAUAAGGAAGUUAUGAAUUCUUAAAAAGUUGUACAAUACAUAAGGAGAAUUCAAAUUGGCUGCAUUGGUGAUUUUAUAGUGAUGUAUGGCAAGGAUUACUCUUCCAUUUACUCUGUUUCUGUUUAUGGUAACUCCCGUAGGAACUCGGCAGGACAGCUUUUUGCUGGUAAACGCCAAGCUAUAUAACCAAUUACACAGGAAACAUUUUACGUCUAAAUUAAUUAAGCAUAGUGGCUGACCUUAUAGACGACAGAAAUGUCGGGCAAAACGACCAAAUUUGAGAAAAUGGCAGAGCGGGAAUUCGAACUCACAACCUUGCGAAUAUCUGCUCUUAUCAGCCACGCUACCUUGGUGAAAUAAAUGUUUCAUUACUGAACUACAUGAAUUUGUAUACAGAGUUGUUUUUGUACCCCACCAAGUCAACAGUUUACGAACGUAACAUUUAAAGAGUCCAAUGUUCUAACCAUUAGACGACCUGACCGGUUAAAUACUCCAAUACAUAAAAUGGCAAAAAUUUAUUUUUAAAGUUUUUACUCCAAAUUAUAUGUUUCUUUCAUGGGGACAUAAUUAACAAUGCUACAUGCGUUAUAUCAUGAAUACUGCGCCAGGGGGUAGAGACUUAGGAGAAAGCCACAAAUCCCUUUUUAAUUGAAUGGCUUAUGGAAAAUUGUCCCUAUACCACAUUGUCAUAAUUUGCUUACCCAGUUCCCAAUAUAGGAAUUUCUGUUUUACUUAUUUUUACUUCUCUUUCACACAUUUUAAGACCAAUGUUGGAUUCCCCUUUAUAAACAGGAACAGUAGGCCUACGUGUAUAUUUCGGGGCCACAGGUAGACGUCAUGGUUGGUUGUACUUGGAUUUUUAAAAUAGACCCUAAAAAAGUAAUCAUCCGUCUAUCUCACAUGAGGUCUCAUAGUCCGUCUCAUUUUUUGUCGGGCCCCGCUCCCUCCGUAAUCCCUGGUAAAUUAUAUUUUGAUGAUAAAGUUACACGUUUCCAGAGUUUAUAUUUACCCUUUUUUCUGAAUUUGGUAAUUUUGAUACCCUUUUUACUACACGCGAGCACAUAACCCCUUAACGUGAAGACAACAUUAUAAAUGUCGACCCCCCCCCCCGUAUAUAUACUUUACAAGCUUUGUUUUUUAGUGGAUCCCCCUCAUUUCCAUUUAAGCUCUAUAUUAUACUGUUUUUUCUGGGUUUUUUUUUACGAAGUAAGAAUGCCCUUCUGUAAAAUUGUACUUGAUUUGUAUUACUUUAUAUUACUUUGUAUUAUGUUUUGAAUGGAAAUGAAAUAAAAGAAUUGAAUUGAAUUGAA
Messenger RNA from Lytechinus pictus (painted urchin), 4073 nucleotides. RefSeq names its product arylsulfatase-like. The record is from RefSeq and is a predicted model, not a curated record. The coding region runs from base 259 to 2070 and encodes 603 amino acids. Gene Ontology annotation, molecular function: arylsulfatase activity. The transcript is spliced from 7 exons. Lineage: Eukaryota; Metazoa; Echinodermata; Echinoidea; Temnopleuroida; Toxopneustidae.